AUGUACCAUGAGCAGAACCUUGGUACAGUCCAGGAUAAUGAGGCUCAUGAAAGAGAGGAUGAAAUGAAAUCUCAUGACAUGGAUUACACAAACUACGCAAUCAAUGAACUGAGGGAGAAGAAGAAGCAACUUAAGGAGCAAUCAAAAAUUGAGCUUCAAAUGGAGAAGCUUAAGAUAAAAAAUGAACAGAGGUGCAUCCACUACACCGUGACACCACAUUCCCUACAGACGUUGCACUUGAUUCGGGCAAUAAUAGCGCAUCAGUUUCAUCUAGUUCUAUACAUAAGGUACCGCCUCAUCGACCAAGGAUCUACGGCGACGGCGGCACCAGCGACCCCAUGGAGGCGGCACCGAAACCCUAGCCGCUACUGCUCUCCACUGAGUCCCCUCCUCAUCUCCUCCCUCGUGCGAUGCUCUGCUUCAUCUUUUCUCAAACCUCCACCAGUCAAAUUCGGCCGGGAAAAAGGAACACCUACAUACAUAUCAUCGGGUAGUGGCCUGACAAAAUGUUACAUAUAUCAGUUUUGUCAUUUAAGCCCAUUUGAUGUCGUCUUCAUAACUCUGUCUAUCAAGCUAUGGUGUGGAAUAUUAACUGGGGAUUUUGACACACAGAUGUUCAAGCUGGAGGAUAGUGGCGAUGGAAUAUGGAUCAAUGAGAUGAAGAAAGGUGUUGAUGUCAAGUACGAGAAUGAUGGAAGGAUCUUGUGGUUAUCUAGUUGCCCACCAGCAGUAGUCAAUGUAGAUGAUGUGCCUCUAGGGCAAAUUCUAGAAACCAAAGCGACCCAUUUUUGCUCUCAAACAGUGAACAUGUUUUGUUCCCUAUUUAAUAAGUUAAAUUAUUUUAUGGGAAAUUUUGAUGUGAAAAUUAUUGAAUGUGUGUUAUUAUUCUUUGGUUUUGGUUUACUAUUGUUGGACGACAUGCACGUUAUUGUAAUGAUUUGGGUAACUUGAUUAAUAUUCUGUUGAUAAUGUGAAAUCUAGCUAUAUGGGAGGGCUAGCUGAUGUUGGUUGGCAAAACAAACCCCAUCAGACAGUUGGUCAGGAAAA
Triticum aestivum (bread wheat) is the source of this 1047-nucleotide messenger RNA. RefSeq lists its product as uncharacterized. Lineage: Eukaryota; Viridiplantae; Streptophyta; Magnoliopsida; Poales; Poaceae. The record is from RefSeq and is a predicted model, not a curated record. The transcript is spliced from 5 exons. Bases 1 to 951 code for a protein of 316 amino acids.